Molecule: messenger RNA, 1118 nt
Organism: Agrilus planipennis (emerald ash borer)
Lineage: Eukaryota; Metazoa; Arthropoda; Insecta; Coleoptera; Buprestidae
Product: protein FAM122B
Exons: 3
Coding region: 238-1080 (280 amino acids)
Molecular function (GO): protein serine/threonine phosphatase inhibitor activity
Source: RefSeq, a predicted model, not a curated record
UCUAUUAUCUAUGUCCAUUAUACAUUUUUGUUGUGUACCAUAGCCGAAAGGUAGAAUGUUGUAAAGUUUGUUUUGAUAGUGAAAUAAGUAAUAAUUUUUAUAUUUAACGGUGCGAAAUUUCACGAUGUAACUUAAUAAAUUAUUCAACGGGACAUUGUAGUGGAUAUCUGUGAAAGCAAAUGUUGACUUUGGAUAGUAUUAUUCUUUUGCUGUUGCUGAAGACGUAUUGUCAUUUGAAUGUCAGUAAAUCCAGCUACAGAAAUGGACGUUGAUUCGCCCGUAGGACCCCUCAAAAGGUGCUCCAGUGCUCCAACAAUUAACGAAAAUAAUUCCACAAUGACUACAUCCCCAUCAAUUAAUCAAACACCCAGCAGAGAGGCACCAUCGUUUAAUUUGUAUGGAUUUCACAACCAGCCACGGAUAAGAAGAUUUAGUGCAAGCUUUACACCUAUAUCUGGUUCUCCAAACUGUGGUUUGAGAUUAACACCUCGCAUUAGUCAAAUACGUCAGGAGGAAUAUGCUGAUAUAAGUAAUUUAAGAGAAUUGGCUCAUGAAAGAGAAGUUCAUCACAAUAUGCAAAUUUCUCAAUCAUGGGAAGAUUUAAGACUGGUUACAGAUUCAAAUGAACAAAAAGGGACAAAAAUGGGUCCUUUACAUGUUAGCCUACCAUGUUAUGGUACAAAUUGUAACUCACCAUCUCCAACGAGGUUGAGUUCGCCAGGUUUCCAAAGUCCUACCAGAGGAAGUCGUACUUUCGUUCGACGAAGUGCCAGCCCUGUCCUCAGGCCUAGUCCACUUGGAGUUAAGCGAAAACUCGACGACGACACAUGUCAUUUAAGUCCACGUGCUAAACGAUUGAAUAGCUUUAGUUCUUUUGAAAGAACGGGUCUAUUAACCACUACUUCUAGUCCUUUAUUUGGAUCGUUGAGUUCUACUGGAACACCAGAAUCUGUUUCAAGUGCAGAUUCUCCGAAUUUUCACUUUCGUCUAAUGGAUAGUCCUUCACCAAAUCCCUUGCCUCCACCUGAACCAAUGAUUCUUUCUAAAACCGAUCAGAAUAUGACUGAAAGUCCUAGCUAAAGUGCCAUAUAUUAGAUUAUUUUUUAUAAUAUAUUUAU